Molecule: messenger RNA, 396 nt
Organism: Brenthis ino (lesser marbled fritillary)
Lineage: Eukaryota; Metazoa; Arthropoda; Insecta; Lepidoptera; Nymphalidae
Source: the annotation of a GenBank genome assembly
AUGAGCGCUUGCAGUAGGGGCACCAAUACUGUAACCAUUCUAAAAGAAGCGAAUAGAGUUUGGAAAGAGGAAGAUGUCAUCAUGCCUAAAACAAAGAAAAAGUCUCAAAGUAGAGAAGAAUUAUUAGAAAAAAAGCGUAGAAACGAAAGAGAACGUUAUGCUAGAAUAAAAAAAGAUCCGACAAGAUUAGCCGCUUAUAAAGAAAAAGAUAAACGAAAGUAUUUAAAAAGAAGAGCCACGGGAGCUUUAAAAACAAUUCAUGAAAUGACAGAGCAUGAAAAACGUCAAUGUAGGAAGUCGUGGAAACCUAAAUACUACAAUAAAAAAUGUGUUGCUAAAAAAACUUCUGAAGAUAUUAUGAGAGCUAAUACACGAUCAAAUCGCAUUAAAAAGAAU